AUGAUACCUGAUGAUGGGACGGGAUUGAUCAGAGAUGCCCCGGGAUAUGUUCUUCUCAGCCCAACCAUAUGGGGACCCUACACUGUAUCAACUGAACCGUCUUGCUAUGUGGCAAUAGUCCGGCAAUGGUUCAAAGUUCAGGGUCCAGCUCCUUUUCUCUAUUUGUAUACUAGCCAGCCUGUUCCCGGCAUAUAUGGGAUUUGUUUUUUAAGAUGCGAGUUUCUACGGGUGCAAUGUAUAUCAAUUCAAUGUUUUACCAGCAAGAAUGUCGUUGGAUGA
Molecule: messenger RNA, 279 nt
Organism: Aspergillus niger
Lineage: Eukaryota; Fungi; Ascomycota; Eurotiomycetes; Eurotiales; Aspergillaceae
Exons: 1
Coding region: 1-279 (92 amino acids)
Source: RefSeq, a predicted model, not a curated record